Molecule: messenger RNA, 2167 nt
Organism: Zalophus californianus (California sea lion)
Lineage: Eukaryota; Metazoa; Chordata; Mammalia; Carnivora; Otariidae
Gene: RNASEH2B
Product: ribonuclease H2 subunit B
Exons: 13
Coding region: 732-1595 (287 amino acids)
Biological process (GO): RNA catabolic process; ribonucleotide metabolic process
Cellular component (GO): ribonuclease H2 complex; nucleoplasm
Source: RefSeq, a predicted model, not a curated record
ACAGCAGGCUCAGGAUCGGAGAGCUGUUGCCCUAAACAUGGACCUGCCGCAGUCUCUUCCUCCCUGCUGGGUGUGCGCGAAUCCUCCAGCGCUCCAGGGGUGGCGGUUCCUCGGUUCUGGGGCUCCGCUCCCCGGGGACCCGGCCUCCCCCGCUCUCGCACCUGGGAACCUCCUGGCCGGCCGCGCCACCACGCCGCGGGCCGGAGGCGACCCCUCCCGCCUCCGCGUCCCAGGGUGGCCGCCCCGCGCGCCGCGUCACUCGGCGCCCUCGGUGAGCACCUACCAACUGGCCGCGCCGCGGAGGGGAGAGAGGCCGCGACCCUUCCCCUGCCUGCGGGCGACGCGCCACCACUCGGGCCGCCUCGGCCUGACGCUAAAUUUAAAAACUUAACAGGCGCGGGUGGCUGGCUCCGGAAACGAAAGUAAAUUCGUCCCCGCGGGCCGCCUCCCGGGCUCUGCCGGCGCCUCGGCGCGCCGCGCUACCCGGAAUAGACCUUUCUCCCGCCAUUUUCCUCCGGCUCCUAGCAGGCCCCGCGCCCCGCGGGUGAGGCCUGCUGCCGCCGUGCCUGGAGGCGUCGGGCUCGCGCCCCGCGGAGAACGCAGGCGGCAUGGACUGCGGGAACGGGGCUCGCGCCCGGCAACAUGUAUUCCUGCUUCCAGAUCUUAAGAAAACUGAAUAGGCUUGAUAUGGUAUCUAAAAAUAAAAAUAUUUAAAAGAUGCUUCAAAGAAGAUGAAAAGUGGGCUUAUGUUUGUAAAAUUGGUUAACCCAUGUUCAGGAGAAGGAACCAUUUACUUGUUCAAUAUGUGUCUACAGCAGCUGUUUGAAAUAAAAAUUUUCAAGGAAAAACACCAUUCUUGGUUUAUAAAUCAAUCAGUCCAAUCAGGAGGUCUUCUCCACUUUGCCACACCCAUGGACCCUCUAUUUCUGCUUCUCCACUACCUCAGGAAGGCUGAUAAAGAGGGAAAGUUCCAGCCCCUAGAGCAAGUUGUGGUGGAUGACAUGUUUCCAAAUUGCAUUUUGUUGCUGAAACUUCCUGAUCUUGAGAAGUUACUUCGACAUGUGACAGAGGAAAAAGAAAUAGACAAAAAGAAAUAUUACAAGUACAGUAAGGAGAAGACAAUAAAGUGGCUGGAAAUAAAGGUUCAUCAGACUGUAUCAGCCUUAAAAACCAAUAACGUAAAUGUCGGUGCCCGGGUACAGGCAACUGCAUUUUUCUCUGGUGACCAGGUUUCCAUUGACAAGGAAGAGGAUUAUAUUCGUUAUGCACAUGGUCUGAUAUCUGAUUAUAUCCCUAAAGAAUUAAGUGAUGACUUAUCAAAAUAUUUAAAGCUUCCGGAACCUUCAGCGUCAUUGCCAAACCCUCCAUCAAAGAAAGUAAAGUUAUCUGAUGAGCCUGUAGAAGCAAAAGAAGAUUACACUAAGUUUAACAGGACAGAUUGGAAGACUGAAAAGAAAAAUAGCAAAAUGACUGCAGCUCAGAAGGCUUUGGCUAAAGUUGACAAGAGUGGAAUGAAAAGUGGCAGCACAAAGACAGAAAAGGGGCAAGUGACAGCAGGUCCAACGCAAAGCUUGGCUGCUUCUUCUAUAACUUAAGACGCUCUCAAGGCGCUAAGACUUUUUCUUCUGCACCGUCUAGAAAUUCUGCAAGUGCCAAAAAGUAUACUUUAAAGAACUAACCACUAACGAUCUAUUUCUUUGUUUAACACCACUAGUGCAUUUGGGUAAUGGCCUUUUGCGCUGGAGGUGACUCCGUCGUGGAACUUGAAUGCACCCCCAGAGGGUCCACAGUCUGAGAACUCAAGCCACAUCACCCCUCGGCCCCGGGCCUGUCUCCCAUUGUACAGUAUAGUGCUUCUGAUUUCAAAACAGUGGGAGGAGAGGGUACAUGGUGAAAUUGGGGUCCUUUCUAAAACCUGCCCACGUUGGCCUGUGUCCUCUCCUGGGGCUAGCUAGAGUGGUGUAGGUACGUGUGUGCUGACUACCAGUACUUGAUUCCACACUAAAAGCUUUGACAAGCCAACUUCCUAGCCUGACUUCAAAGAAAAAAGAAAAAGCCUGACUUUUCUGUACUCCUUACCAGUUUGACAGCUACUAAGUUAAAAUGAUAACUGAACAUGUGCAUUUUACAAUCUGCUGGAGUUAUAAACAUUGAUUCAUUUUUAAAA